UUUUUUUUUUUUUUUUUUUUUGCCAAACUCAAAACUAAGUAAAGAAAGAGAAACGAAAGAGAAACCAGAAGAAAACCCGCGACUAUUCUAGCCGGCGACUCCAUUCGCAUCGGAUCAACGAAUCGAAUAGCAUGUUCGAGCAGCAAGGUGUGGGAAUAACCAAGUUCGAGAAAAGAAGCACUUGAAACCUGUGUUUUUGGCCAAUUUACCGAGAUAACAAGUAAUUUGCUGUUAUUGUAAUCACCUGGCAGCCUGGUGAUUGCGCAUCCCGGGAAGCGGCUACCACCAGGUCCGUGAAUACCUGGAAUACCCGUACCAGUCGUACCAGUCGUACCAGCCGUACCUACUUUGGCGCAAGCCUCAAGUGCAGCAGGGAAGAACGACGUCUUUAUCGCCGAUAACAAAUUGCCACUGCCACCAGCUGUACCAAAGGACAAUCACGCGCAAAAAGCACUUUAAGCUCAAAGUUUGCUAUUAUUGUUUCAAUCCUCAGAGGCGGAAAUCAACCGUCUAAACUUCUUUUUUAAUCACUUCGCAUUUUCCAUUCUACAUUCCUCAGCCGCAAAACCUAAAAAAAAGAAAUAAUGGCAUACAGAGUAUCACAACCUGAUCCAGAUCCCGCGCAAACCGCAUUUGCCAGCGCCGUCGACUUCUCCGACUACGGUAUCUUUAAUCGCCCAGUUUCCUUCGGACGACCAUCCACCCCAGCGAAUGCCACCCCCUUCAACCCGAAUCAGCAGGACUACUCGAGUUACCAGUUCCCCUCUCUACCCUCCCUACUGAACGAGCGCCAAUUCUCCGGCGGAUUUAAUUCCCCCCAGCGAGUCGAUUCCUACGUACCUUGCUAUUCACCUCACGAUCACAACCCGUCGGCCACCAACCAUUACAAUCACGGUCAAGGACGGUCUAGUCGGACGUCUACUAGGCCAGAAUUUGCGUUCCCCGCGUUAGAUUCGAGUAUACGGCGGUUACCUCGCUCGGCGGUUAAUUCCCAUACCGACACCCACACCGGUGUUGCCCCACCGCGAGCUCAGGGACAGAGGCCGUCGUCAUCUAACAUUAACAAUAUUCAUGCACAACUUCCUCCGCCGAAUAUACCAGCUGCCGAGGCGAACGGUGACGAUUACUACCUUUCUGCCUUAGCUGACGGCGAUUUUUCUUCGCCGUCACUUCCUCCUAUCAACAGCAGUCCUCUCCCGCCUACUCGACUGCAUAUUUCCCACCUACCUAAACCUCUCGAAGUCGGAGAAGCAAUGCCAACAGCCGGUCCUCGUUGCCCGAGAAGUAACAAAGGACACCUUGUCGACCUGACUAAGGAGGAGCCGGAUUUCGAUUCAUUCUCGGGAAUCGACCCUACAACACCCGCCAUGCCUCCCAGAAAGCGAGCCGCCGCCGGCGCAAAUAGCGAUUCGGCUUCCAAGAGACGGCGAACAUCUCAAUCUUCCCUUCAGAACUCCGGCCGGGCGAGCAGAUUAAAAUGGAAGCCAAAUGACCAAGAUCCGUUUGUCGACGAUGGUUGCGGUGGACCCGCCAACGAUGACGGCCAUGAAACUAUUGAUUUAUCUAAUGCCGCUGAAGUCCCAUCGGAGUUUAUGGCUCCCAAAGCUGACAACCGCAUCAAGAUUGGCAAAUUUCAAUGUGUCAUUUGCAUGGAUGACACCUCUUACUUGACCGUCACACAUUGCGGUCACCUAUUCUGCUCCGAAUGCCUACAUUCAGCCCUUCAUAUCGACAACAUGAGAAAGACCUGCCCUGUCUGCCGAACGAAAGUCGACCCCAAGGACAAGAAGGGCAAAAAUCAAAAGUCGUACUACCAUCUCGAACUAAAGAUCAUGACUGCCAACAAGAAGGGAAAGCGGCCAGCUGUUUCUUCGUGACGUAGUUGAGCACAUGACAGGGAUUAUGCUACUUCACCGUCCGACUGACGUGGUGCAGACGCAGUUCAGACGAGAAGUGGGACGAAUCAGGGUUAGGCAGGGUAGUCUUCUAUUGGACGGCAGCAAGUCGUGAGAUUCCAGCCUUGCGCAUGGUUUUAAUAGAGGCGUUCUAGUAUAUUAUUGAGAAGCUGUCUAAGAGGAGGGUUUUAUUUUUCUUUUUGCCGGCCCAAGCGGGAACGGACAGGGACACAUACGGACAGGUACGCGGCAGGUACAAGGCGGGCGUGAAUUUCUGCAUGGAAGGGGAGUUGGGAUUCAUACAUCCACGGCAUGAUACCCCAUCAUUUUCUCGUCUCAAACCGGGUUGGGAUGUGGCUUGCUUUCUUUUUGCAUCUGGCUGAGAUCUGACUGAGAUCCUGGCAACAAGAAUAGGAAUAAUCUUAUAGAGAGCAAGCAAGCAUAGGUACUACAUAGGAUCCAUAAGAGACCGAUGCUUUUUUUUCCAGCAUGGCCCGGCUCUAAUUAAUACAAAUGGAUUAUUAUUAUUA
This is a messenger RNA of Daldinia vernicosa, 2425 nucleotides long. RefSeq lists its product as uncharacterized. The coding region runs from base 585 to 1877 and encodes 430 amino acids. NCBI's taxonomy places the organism in Eukaryota, Fungi, Ascomycota, Sordariomycetes, Xylariales, Hypoxylaceae. The record is from RefSeq and is a predicted model, not a curated record. The transcript has 3 exons.